Messenger RNA from Paramecium tetraurelia, 369 nucleotides. RefSeq lists its product as uncharacterized. The record is from RefSeq and is a predicted model, not a curated record. Bases 1 to 369 code for a protein of 122 amino acids. Lineage: Eukaryota; Ciliophora; Oligohymenophorea; Peniculida; Parameciidae. The transcript has 2 exons.
AUGAGUACAGAGACGACUGAAUUUAUUCCCAAAAGAUUGGCUGUUGCUGUGGCCAUCCUGAUCUUAUUCGUACUCCACUACGUCACUCUCCUUAUUAAUGCAUUCUUAAAAGGUCCAGAUCAAAAGGAAUACAUCAACAGAAGAGUGUUCCUAUUCGGAAUUGCAGGUUUGUUAAGCAUGUCCACCAUUCAAAGCAGUGUGUUUUCAGCUAUACUGGCUUGGCUAACCUUUGUCCCUCUGGCUGUAUUGCAUUUGAGCAUUUAUGAAAAAUUUCAAAAUUUGAACAAUCACAAAGACACUCUCUGGCUGGCAUACUAUGGGUUACAAUUUGUCUGGUUCUUAGGAAUUAUCAUAGACUUCUAUUCAUGA